GUUUGAUUUGGACUUUGGAACCCCGCAGCUUGUAGUAUAAAUAUCAGAUCUACAUCUUGCAAAGUAAAAUACUGUGCAAGUCCACUGAGUAUGGUGGACGUUAAUAUGGAAUAUCGUUUUCUUAUACUGCUUGCCUUGUCGGCGAGCUCAUUUGCAGGACCAACAAGACGUCGAAAUCUCGAAGCUGGUAGUUCCACGUGCUCUAGAACGUGUACAGGAAGCACCAAGUUCGGCUACGCCCCUGGAACAACCUACCAGUAUAAAUAUGAGGCAGAGACUCGGACCUCCGUGCUAGGAGCUUCGGAAGACCAUUCAGCUAUUUGGAUAAAUGCCCUUGUAGACAUUGAAGUCGUUAGUAAAUGUGAAUUUAUUCUACAGGUGAAUGACGUUACAAUUGUUGCGUAUGAUUCAAAACUAUAUGCUGAUCAGGAUAAAGAUAAACAAUUUGCUCAAACAUUAGAGAAAUUCCCACUGAGAUUUUCCUUCCAAGAUGGCCGUAUUGAAACUGUGUGCCCAUCUGAGAGAGAGGAACCAUGGGCAGUUAACAUCAAGAAAGGAAUUUUAUCAUCAUUACAAAAUUCAAUGGACAGCUUUGAAUUCAGCUUUAAAGGUUCUGAGAGUGAUGUAACUGGUAAUUGUGAGACAGAGUACACUGUUGCCCAGAGAGGCUGGAGGACUCUGACCAUCAAGAAAUCUAAAGAUUUGUCAACAUGUACACACAGACAAGGCUUUGAUAGUGCUAUUCAAACAACCCCAUUCAGAGUUUCUUCAGGUAUCAAAUCACUGCCUAUAAUGAAGGAGACUCAUACAUGUGACCAAGAAGUGAGCAUAGCAGGUGUUCUAACAAGUUCUAUUUGCCAUGAAAUGCAUUUGCUGCGACCUUUCUCCAAGGAAAAUAGUGGUGCCACAACAGAGGUUACCCAAAAAAUGACAUUUGUGAAAGAAAGAGCUGGUACCAGUAGCCAUCUUGCUGAAUGUGGAGAACCAGAAGAGCUUUACUUUGAGCAUGCUCCAUCUGCUGUAACUACUGACCUGAAUGCAAAGGAUGUCCUUGACCUUUUAAAUGAUCUGUGUGACUCCACGGCAACUGAGGUGACCCCUACAACAUCUGAUCAGUUUUCAACGCUCAUUUCCACCAUGAAAAGAAUUGAUACUGCUGAACUAAGACGUGUGUACAACCAGGUUAUGAGAGACAACUUCUGUCGUGUAAACCAGGAAAGAGUCAGGAGGUUUUAUAUUGAUGCUAUUCCAAUGGUUGGUACAGAAUCCUCUAUAGAGUUGAUGAAAACACUGAUAUCAAACAAUGAUAUCACAGGAUCUCAAGCUGAUAUCUGGCUCGCAUCCAUCGCAUUUGUUCAACACCCCACAAAACAGAUGAUCAAAUAUGUUCAGGAACUGACUGGCCUACCUUCCCUAUCAUACAAAGUGUUGUUGCCCUUAUCAGCAAUGGUACAGUCUUACUGCCAGGUGACGCCAUCAUGUGAACAAGUACAGGAGAUACAGGAUUUUAUUGACAUUCUGAGUAGAAACAUAGAUGGAGGGUGCCAAGUUGAUCAGAAAAAUUUUAAGAAGAUCAUGAUGACUUUGAGGGCAAUAGGAAACACGGGUCAUGCUGAAACGGCAGUACCAUCUUUAUACUCUUGUAUAGAGGGAGAUAACUCCAUGGACAUCAAGAUUGCAGCUAUUCAAGCUUUUAGAAAGUUGUCUUGUGCUUCUGACAGAAACAAUUUAAUGGGAAUUUAUCGAGACACAUCUGCUGACUCUGAGAUACGUAUCAAUGCUUAUCUCGCUGUAAUGAAGUGUCCGUCCCCCUAUGUCAUCUCACAGGUUCAAGACACUCUUGCUUCAGAGGAAGUCAACCAGGUUGGUUCGUUUGUAUGGUCACACCUGACUAAUCUGAUAGAGAGCUCAGAUCCUAGCAACAAGUAUGUCCAGGAAUUGCUGGAUGAUGCUGAGUUUGAGGAGAAAUUUGACCUUGAUAAGAUGAAGUUUUCCAGAAAUUAUGAGGGCUCAUUCUACUUGGAGAAAUACAACACUGGUGCUAUGAUUGACAGUAAUCUAAUUUGGUCUAGUAAAUCAUUUGUACCAAGAUCUGCCAGCCUUAACCUGACCAUGAACUUGUUCGGUGAAUCCAUGAACCUGUUUGAGAUCGGAGGACGUGUUGAGGGUCUUGAAUCACUCCUCGAGUCAUAUUUUGGUCCUGUAGGAUAUUAUAAUGAUGACAGUAAAGGCAGCAACGAGAUUCCAGAAGCUAAUCCAAGACUCGCUGGACUCAGUAAUAAAAAGAUGAAUGACAUUCGGGACAAGGCAAAAAGAACAAUGGAUGAAUUACGUGGAGCUAUGUACAUGAGAAUGUUUGGCAGUGAAGUAUCAUACAUGAUGUUUGGUGCUAACAAUGGUGUUGAUAAUGACAAGUUUUCUGGGUCCCAACUCUUUGAUUUCCUACAAAAGUUAAGAAAUAAUGAAAAACAGGAAUUGGCAAUGACACGAAAUGUAAUGUUUGUGGACAGCACUUACACAGUACCUACAGUUGUAGGUCUUCCACUUAAACUACAGGUUAAUGGCUCAGCUACUGUUGCCUUGAAUGUAGGUGGGCUGGCAAAUAUAAAGAAUCCAAGACAAAGUGUUGUUAUUGAAGGAAACUUUGAACCAAGCGGAUCAGUCAAGAUUGAUUCUAUGAUGAGCAUUGAUGCCGUAGUUACACGUGGGGGUCUCAAGAUGGUGUCAUCACUAUAUACCAGCACAGGGGCACGCGGCAAGAUCGAAAUUACUGGAGGUAACGUCUUCGAUCUCUCAUUUGACAUCACCAAGGAAAAGAGCGAAAUAGUGGAUGUCAAAUCAACAUUUUAUGUGGUUUACAAUGAUAAAAUGAAGGAACAGAAAAUGUUGCUGGCAGGAUCUGGUCAGGAGGAGAAGGUGUCUUGUACCGGAGUUAGGAUGCUUAAAGCUACUGGUAUUGAGCUAUGUUCAAGUUAUUUAACAAGAGAUACCAAGUUAAAGUCAGAUGCUCCAAACUUCCCUCUAACUGGACCAGUCAGUUUUACGGUGACUAUGAACAAAAAGGACUUGCCUAAUGGCUAUAAACUUGAAGUCAAGACAAUAAAGACACCACUUCAGACAUUAUUCCGGUUUAUGACAAACACACCGGGCUCCCAGUUUGAUCGUGCAAUAGGUCUAGAUGUUGACGUAAAACACUCAAAGAAAACAUUAGAUAUUAUGUUUGUAUCACCAUGGAAAAAAGCUGCCGUUAAUGGUGAGCUGAUUGACACAUCAAACGUAAAAGGACUUUUGGGUAAAAUCAGCAUAGACGAAGGUCAUCGUGUUUACAACCUCGAUGCCAAGAUUUUAAUUGACAGAACCAAGGACCGUGUGACUUAUACACCAAAAAUAUCUCUGGAUAUACAUGACUGGAAGAAUGUUUCCCUGACUGGUGGGAUCAGCUAUAAACUCAAGCAAUCAUUAGAUGCUGAUCUUCUUAUUACUGGAGCUCAGGAUGUACCAAUAGAGAUUCAGGCUUCAAUUUUAAACACUGAGACGAUGAUUGGUAUGAAAAGCAAACUAAAGUAUCAGAAAGGGGAGGGCUAUGUGUUUGAAGCCAUUACAAAUCAGAAAAUUGAGAAGAAGAAAUUGAGGUCCCGUUACACAUAUGAGCCAAGGGUAUAUGUGAGAACACCUGAUGAAGAACUGCUGGAGUUCAAUGGAAGUGCUAUUUUGAUAUCAGGAAAGUCCUUCAAGGCCUCUGGAUCAUUGAAUAAAUUGACAAAAGUACCGUACAAGUUUAAUGUGGAUCUUUCUAGAACGGAAUAUACAAAGAAGAAGAGAGUUAAGACUCUUGCGCGAGUGUCAGUAACAGGUCCUAGACUCUCCACUAAACUUAUGAUUAAUCAUGAUAAUAAGGCAGACAAAAACAUUUUCACUAAAUACCGGCUGGACUACAGUAUUGGCAAGCAAUGGAGAGAUACCAUAAUGGGGAAUAACCGGGUCAAGAUAAAUAUUGCCAAAAAUAAAAAAACUGUCAAAAUAACAAGCAAUCUAAACUCAGUUAAAAAUGAUGACAUGGAUGCUGCACUGGCUGUGAACUAUGUCACUAACAGAUAUAAAACCAACCUAGACUGUAACUUGAAGUAUGGUAAAUCUAUGAAAUCAAAGACAAGUAAAGAUACAGUAGAAUUGUCUGUAGCAGCUAAACACAGGGAUGACAGUUCUGUUGAAUACAGAGCUGACCUGCUAUUCC
Molecule: messenger RNA, 4234 nt
Organism: Ruditapes philippinarum (Manila clam)
Lineage: Eukaryota; Metazoa; Mollusca; Bivalvia; Venerida; Veneridae
Biological process (GO): lipid transport
Molecular function (GO): lipid carrier activity
Source: RefSeq, a predicted model, not a curated record